This is a messenger RNA of Arvicola amphibius (Eurasian water vole), 1152 nucleotides long. It is a transcript of the gene Wnt4, whose product is annotated as Wnt family member 4. The record is from RefSeq and is a predicted model, not a curated record. Bases 1 to 1056 code for a protein of 351 amino acids. Gene Ontology annotation, molecular function: frizzled binding; cytokine activity. NCBI's taxonomy places the organism in Eukaryota, Metazoa, Chordata, Mammalia, Rodentia, Cricetidae. Gene Ontology annotation, cellular component: extracellular region. Gene Ontology annotation, biological process: multicellular organism development; cell fate commitment; neuron differentiation. The transcript is spliced from 5 exons.
AUGAGCCCCCGCUCGUGCCUGCGGUCGCUGCGACUCCUCGUCUUUGCCGUGUUCUCCGCCGCCGCGAGCAACUGGCUGUACCUGGCCAAGCUGUCAUCGGUGGGCAGCAUCUCCGAAGAGGAGACGUGCGAGAAGCUCAAAGGUCUGAUCCAGAGGCAGGUGCAGAUGUGCAAGCGGAACCUAGAGGUGAUGGACUCAGUGCGCCGUGGCGCCCAGCUGGCCAUCGAGGAGUGCCAAUACCAGUUCAGGAAUCGGCGCUGGAACUGCUCCACGCUGGACUCCCUGCCUGUCUUCGGGAAGGUGGUGACGCAAGGGACUCGGGAGGCGGCCUUUGUGUACGCCAUCUCUUCAGCAGGUGUGGCCUUUGCGGUAACAAGGGCGUGCAGCAGUGGAGAGCUGGAAAAGUGUGGCUGUGACCGGACAGUGCAUGGGGUCAGUCCACAGGGCUUCCAGUGGUCAGGAUGCUCGGACAACAUCGCCUACGGCGUAGCUUUCUCACAGUCCUUUGUGGACGUGCGGGAGAGAAGCAAGGGGGCCUCUUCCAGCAGGGCGCUCAUGAACCUUCACAACAACGAGGCCGGCAGGAAGGCCAUCUUGACACACAUGCGUGUGGAGUGCAAGUGCCACGGGGUGUCGGGCUCCUGUGAGGUAAAGACGUGCUGGCGAGCUGUGCCGCCCUUCCGCCAGGUGGGCCACGCACUAAAGGAGAAGUUUGAUGGUGCCACAGAGGUGGAGCCACGUCGUGUGGGCUCCUCCCGGGCACUGGUGCCACGAAAUGCACAGUUCAAGCCACAUACGGAUGAGGACCUGGUGUACCUGGAGCCCAGUCCAGACUUCUGUGAGCAGGACAUGCGCAGUGGUGUGCUGGGCACGAGAGGCCGCACGUGCAACAAGACAUCCAAGGCCAUUGAUGGCUGCGAGCUGCUGUGUUGCGGCCGUGGCUUCCAUACAGCACAGGUGGAGUUGGCCGAGCGCUGCGGCUGCAGGUUCCACUGGUGCUGCUUCGUCAAGUGCCGACAGUGCCAGCGGCUCGUGGAGAUGCACACGUGCCGGUGAUGUGCCCAGCAGUGUCCAGCACCACCUGCGCGGCCGGGGGAAGGCCAAUAAUUUAAACAGUCUCCCACCACCUACCCCAAGAGAUACUGGUUGUAA